This is a messenger RNA of Geodia barretti, 2894 nucleotides long. The record is from the annotation of a GenBank genome assembly. Lineage: Eukaryota; Metazoa; Porifera; Demospongiae; Tetractinellida; Geodiidae.
AAGAGGAAAUUGACGGCUUUCGCCUCGUUUCUCCAGGUCCGUGUGGAGAGCAGCUAGAAGCAAUGGAGACCUCUACGAAAGAGUACAUCGUGCGGAACUGCCUUACGUACGCGUACGGUGCCCUGCGCUCUAAGGAUCGUCUCAUGGGCGAGUCGACAGUGAGCCACUACGAGAACUACUUCCAGCAACUUCUGGAGGAGCUGGGGCCGCCGGGCAAGAAGUGGGAGACGGCCGUCCCUAACAGCGAGGUGGAGUCUUUCUAUCUGGGGAACACUAGCCUCGGGGAGUUUCGCCUGCACACGCAGAAAAGGGUGUUCACAAAGGUACCCGGGUGGGAGUUUGCCCCCUUCUCCUCCGUCAUCUGGUCCAUCACCUGCUCUUCCCCCGAUAAAACCUCUCUCUGCUCGAAACUGGACCCAGGGCUCAGCCGGCAAAUAUGGGAGAUUUUCGUCAGCCUAGACGUUGAUUCACAGGUGAGGUAUAUACAUGUGUACAAGGGAACAUCUGAAAAUGCCUCCAAUAAGCACACCGUCUCUACACAAAAGAAAAUUUGCGAUGCAGCACACGCACUGUACAGAUACGCGAGGAGAAUCACACCAAACAUUAUAAGGAGCCUCCACGAGUUAGUUUUCUCCGAGAUCUUGCUCUGCGGGAAGCUCACAAAGAAAGGUCACAAGAUCCCCAGUUGGAAAGAGAGAUGGUUCACACUACAACCAAAGCUACUCACCUACUACGAGUCCUACGAAAACAUGGUCUUGAAGGUCCGCUUCUCACUAUGCAUUCAUGAUGGAGAUGGCUUUAACGGAAUGAUAGCUAUUGGAGCUGAUACUCAGUUUGAGUUCAUGGCUGACUCUAAGAGCCACCAGCGAAGGUUCAAGAUCGUGGAUCACCAGACUCAGGUUCCGUAUGAGAUCUGCACACCUGAUGUGUCCUCAUUACAAAAAUGGAACUAUGGAAUUCAAGUGGCAGUAACCAUGAACAGAGUGAGUGGAUCCAACUUUCUCUACAAACUCACCCAGGCUCAGAAACAGAUCUUCCCCGAAAACGCCACAUUUGCAAUCAGCGCUGUCACCCACACAAAGUCGACCAAACCUCCCGGGUUUGGUUACCAUCCUCCCCUGUCACCCUCGAAAUCGGUACCACAACCUCCAAUGCCGUACAACAAGCACAAGGCAAUGGCAGGAAUGCACCACCAAUCUUCGAUCCCAGAUAAACUGACCCCCUAUGGUGACGAUACGGACGGACCCCCACCGAUCCCCCUGCAAAAUUUCGACACUGCCGCCGCUGCAAGAGAAAACCAACUGAAUAUCGCCCAACGAAAGAGUAGCACUGGUUCCGGCGUGGUUGUGAGGGAAAAACCAAGAGAUUCCGCAUCGCGCGGCAUACGAGAAGCGAAAUCACGCCGUCGACACAGCUCUAUCAACCAAAGUUCUGAAUUCGAGAAGGAGCAGGAGAAGAGAGAGAAAGAUUGGAGCACAUCAACGUCGGGGGUGCAAUGUACGCCGUGGUCAAAAAACAAAGUUCCACACAAACGGCCCUCCUGAACUCCCCGAGAAGGAGAUACGGCGAAUUCGACCGAAAACCCCAUCACCUUCAUCUCAGAGAAGAGGUUAUGUCCAACUACAGUUUCAAAACGGGACUUCCAGCUGACCCCCAGUAUCCCCGCCCAAGCGAGAGAUAAUCCCUCCAGAUUCUCGGACAAAAUGGAGCUACUCCACAGUUGUGUUUGAGGCACAGCGGGGGCAAAAAGAGAAAGAGUUUGAAAGCGAUUUCGGCGCCAAAAAGAAAAACAAGCCACUCCCACCAACCCCAUCUAGUUUCAAGAGCAGCAUGUCCGAUUCAAAUAUCCUUGCGCCACAACCGGCCCCCCGUAGCCAAAAGAAGCUCCAACCACUGGAUGUUGCAAAACCCAACGACCAGCAAAGAAGUUACGCUGCCAUUGAUUUCUCCGCACAGUCUCCUGUACAAAAUGGCGGAAAUGUCCCAGGCGCUGGCAGGGCCAAGAAAGAAAAGCCAAAGCUGCCACCAAAGGACAAUAGUCCAAAGCUGCCACCGAAAGUUGACAAUAUGGACAAACCAAAGUUACCACCAAAAGAAGAUAGCACGGAAAAGCCAAAAUUGCCACUAAAGGAGGAAAACCCGUCACAAAGUUUGCCUCUUUCAAGACCUGCACCUGCUCCCAGGCGGGUGGUGUCCCCAACGUCUGAAGCUCCGCCCCCAAUUCCCGCAAGGCGUCCUCGUCUUCCUCCGCUUUAGAACUUAUUGUCAUUUGAUCGUUUGUUCUUUUUAUGCACCAUUUUACACUUUUGUACAGAUUUUUUGCAUUGUCUCUUUGCUGAUCAUUAGUGUGUUUUAUGCAAAUCGUCCACAUUUUCAGGGCACAUUAAAAAGUGCACGUACACUUAAAACUUAAUACUAUAUACACAAAUACAUGGAAUGUUCGACCAUAAUGUUUGCAAAAAGAACUAGCUAUUUGUGGUUUGUAUUGAAGUAGAUUGCACAUGUGACGACUACAGAAUAAGGAAUGUAUGUCAGGAGAGAAAGAGAGUUCCAAACGAGUGCCCUCCGCGCUCGAUUUAGCAUUCUGCCUUCUCUUGGCUUUGACGGUGUGGUUUUAAGAUCCUGCAUCCAGAACACACACAAUAUGAGUCAGCUAAUACAUGACCAGGGGAAGCUUACUUGGCACCAGAUCAUAACAAAGUCACACACGGAUUAGCUAAUUUUAAUAGGGGGAACUUCAUAUAUAAAGCUUCGAUAGAGAGGUGGCAUCUCUUUAUUUCAGUUAGGAGAAACUCUUACUGGAAUGUGGAAAGUGUAGUAGAUAGCUGGAAGAACGCAGACAAAUGCCAGCAGAUUGAGAAAGAGACAACUGUUGACUACUGAUGCCACUGUUA